Molecule: messenger RNA, 3616 nt
Organism: Brienomyrus brachyistius
Lineage: Eukaryota; Metazoa; Chordata; Actinopteri; Osteoglossiformes; Mormyridae
Gene: ighd
Product: immunoglobulin heavy constant delta
Exons: 11
Coding region: 501-3560 (1019 amino acids)
Source: RefSeq, a predicted model, not a curated record
AUUAUUUUAUUUAUUUUGUCCGUCCAUCAAUUUGUUAUAACCGCUCGUCCUAUUCAGGGCCGAGCGGUCGGGAGCCUAUAUAUCACGGUAAAAUAUAGGGAAACUUAUCUGCUUAUUUGCUUAUAUACUAACUUAUUUGAUUAUAUACUAUGAUAUACUUAUAUCUCUUAUUUGCUAAUGAAUGCACUUCAUAAAACAAUUAAUACAAACGGCGAAUUUAUAGCAAAGCCAUGCAUUAAUCGGUGUUUUGGAAAAGCACAAUGUGUCAAACGUGCGAAGUCGUGUAUUGUAACGCGGGUAGAAAAUGCCGUUAACGUACUGAAACUAGAAAGCGGUAUUUUACUUCGCUGUGUCGGGCUGAUAUGGACUCCUGGGGAAAGGCGGGCAUGAACGUAUCUAUUGUGAGAUGAAGGACAGUAAAUAUAAUAUAAGUACGAGUCGAAUGUAGUAUUACGUUACUGUGCUACUGGGCUGCUUUUGACUACUGGGGAAAGGGGACCAUGGUCACCGUGACUUCAGGCUCACAAACGAAGCCCGCCGUGUUUCCGCUCCAGUCAUGCGCGUCUGACAGCAGCAAAGACCUGGUGGACAUCGGCUGUCUGGCCACCGGAUACGUGCCUUCGCGCUCCGUGACUUUUACAUGGCGCGACAAAGGGAAGGGAAGCGACAUUUCUGACUUCGUUCAGUACCCCGAGGUCCAGAGCAACGGCGCCUUCUCCGUUUUCACUCAAAUUAAGGUGAAAGCCGAAGAUUGGUUAAAAAGCAACGCGUACACCUGCAAUGUAAAUCAAGGGCAGACCACUGAAUCAGCAGAUGUAAUUCGAAUGGAAGAGAAGCCAUUGUACCCAAACAUGACACUGUACGUCUCGCCAUGGACAGAAGAUGCGGAAACGGUGAAUUUGCUCUGUGUCUUGAAUGGGAUCCGACCAAACAAAAUCAACGUGAAAUGGGAGGUGAUCACCGGCACCACCAGUGAGAAUGUUCCUAGUGAUCAUGAAUUCAUGGUGCCAAAAAAUGGAAAUGAAAAAGGCACAACAUUGAUCAGCCUCGUGUCGCUGGAAAUGGAGAAGUGGAGCAGCGGCAUCAGCUACCAAUGCAAGGCUAAUGACAAGUCAUUAAACAAUUCCAGAAAAAUUAGCUUUUGCUCCGCUUAUCCCAGUUCUUCCAUGUAUUUGGAGAAACUCACUCUAGAGAGACAAAAUCAAACACACAUAGCCGCUGACUGUACCGCUGUUGGACCUUACGGUACCACGUUAUCAUUACUUGUGGAUGAUGCUUUGAAAUCUACUGCGAAGGUUCCGGCUGGCAGUGAACCUAAAAAAAUCACCUGCAACCUUUCUUAUCCCAGUGAAAAAUGGAAGAAAAGUGUAAAGAUUACUUGCAAAGUCAAACAUCAAUGUUACAGUUCCUUAGAGAAGACUAUAAACAUACCUCAUUCAACUGAGCCUACAGUGAAGCUCUUCCUGCUUCCCAAAGAACCAGAUUCAAGGGUCAGGACUCUCCUGUGCCUGGGCACUGGGCUCAACCCUCAGAUCAAGUGGCUAAAAGGAUCUUCUGUGGCUAAAGUACCUCGAGUCACGACGAUGCAAAAUGAGGGACAGCUGACCGUCAGCAGUGAGAUGAAUGUUCAGAAAGAGGAAUGGAAUAAAUGGGAAAUCUUCACCUGUCAGGUGGAAGACCAGCUUUCUGGGGCAGCUGUUCAUCAGAAUAUUAGUAAAUGCACAGUGACCCCACCAUCUUCUCAGACUGCCACCGUGUCCAUUGUGGGACCUUCACUGAAAGAAAAGCUGGGUUCUGGAGCCCUUCAGGUCCUCUGUCAUGUGCUGGCCUACGAAGAUGAGGCCUUUUCCAUUACCUGGAAAAUGAAUGACAAAGUCUACACUAGGGAGACAAGAAAGCGAGACAAUAGCAAUGGCACCCAAACUCUCAGUAGCACGCUGAGUGUGGAGCGGCAGGACUGGGAGAAAAAGCCCCGCAUCUCCUGCCAAGUCAGGCACCGCUGUUCCUCCAGCACACAGGAGAAGCAACUCGAACAAAGCAAAGAUCCCAAAAAGCCCACUCUUCAGAUCAUCAGACCAUCUAAAGGCCAAGUUGACAAACAGCACAUCGCCACCCUGCUCUGUCUGAUACUGGACUUCUUCCCUGCCGACAUUGACGUGUACUGGGAACUGAAUGGGAUCCAGCUGCCACAAUCCCAGUACUCCAACAGCCCAGUUCUUGGGGUUGCUGGCAGGGGAGAUGAUGGCGGCUACUCAAUGCACAGCAUGCUGCAGAUCCCACAGUCAGGCAGGAAUGAUGGCCAGUACUCCUGUGUGGUCAAACACGAGUCGUCUAAGGAGCCACUCAGGCAUACUACUAGCAUCAAGAAUGGUGAGCAUACGGUGAAGCUCUUCCUGCUUCCCAAAGAACCAGAUUCAAGGGUCAGGACUCUCCUGUGCCUGGGCACUGGACUCAACCCUCAGAUCAAGUGGCUAAAAGGAUCUUCUGUGGCCAAAGUACCUCGAGUCACGACGAUGCAAAAUGAGGGACAGCUGACCGUCAGCAGUGAGAUGAAUGUUCAGAAAGAGGAAUGGAAUAAAUGGGAAAUCUUCACCUGUCAGGUGGAAGACCAGCUUUCUGGGGCAGCUGUUCAUCAGAAUAUUAGUAAAUGCACAGUGACCCCACCAUCUUCUCAGACUGCCACCGUGUCCAUUGUGGGACCUUCACUGAAAGAAAAGCUGGGUUCUGGAGCCCUUCAGGUCCUCUGUCAUGUGCUGGCCUACGAAGAUGAGGCCUUUUCCAUUACCUGGAAAAUGAAUGACAAAGUCUACACUAGGGAGACAAGAAAGCGAGACAAUAGCAACGGCACCCAAACUCUCAGUAGCACGCUGAGUGUGGAGCGGCAGGACUGGGAGAAAAAGCCCCGCAUCUCCUGCCAAGUCAGGCACCCCUGUUCCUCCAGCACACAGGAGAAGCAACUCGAACAAAGCAAAGAUCCCAAAAAGCCCACUCUUCAGAUCAUCAGACCAUCUAAAGGCCAAGUUGACAAACAGCACAUCGCCACCCUGUUCUGUCUGAUACUGGACUUCUUCCCUGCCGACAUUGACGUGUACUGGGAGUUGAAUGGGCUGCAGUUGUCUCAAUCCCACUACUACAACAGCCCAGUUCUUGGGGUUGCUGGCAGGGGAGAUGAUGGCGGCUACUCAAUGCACAGCAUGCUUCAGAUCCCACAGUCAGACAGGAAUGAUGGCCAGUACUCCUGUGUGGUCAAACACGAGUCGUCUAAGGAGCCACUCAGGCAUACUACUAGCAUCAAGAAUGUCCUCAGCACCCUCGAAGUAAUCAAUGAAGAAGAUGAAAAUAUUAACAUCGCAAAUGAUACAGCGCAAGAGGAUAAUCUGAUAGAAAUCUGGAACACUGCACUGACCUUCAUCAUCCUCUUCCUCAUCUCCGUGAUCUACAGCAUCUGCGUCACUUUUGUAAAGGUAGGAGCCAGAGGAUCACCGGUAGAAUUUAGGGGAAAAGAUUUAAGGCAGCCACCCCUCUAUCAGCUCAUUCUGUAUAUUAUUACAAAAGUAUAAAAGGGAGACACUCCCUGCAUUUCCGUCUGGAUUAAUAAAUCACCUGCACAAAUGUU